This is a messenger RNA of Rhododendron vialii, 1949 nucleotides long. RefSeq names its product beta-1,4-xylosyltransferase IRX14-like. Lineage: Eukaryota; Viridiplantae; Streptophyta; Magnoliopsida; Ericales; Ericaceae. The record is from RefSeq and is a predicted model, not a curated record. Gene Ontology annotation, molecular function: xylosyltransferase activity; galactosylgalactosylxylosylprotein 3-beta-glucuronosyltransferase activity. Gene Ontology annotation, biological process: glucuronoxylan biosynthetic process; plant-type secondary cell wall biogenesis. Bases 19 to 1479 code for a protein of 486 amino acids. Gene Ontology annotation, cellular component: Golgi membrane. The transcript is spliced from 3 exons.
AGAGAGAGAGAGAGAGAGAUGAAGCUAUCAGCAUUGCACCAGAGCCACAACGCCCGCCGCACCAACAGACCAUCCCCACCGGACCCCUCCGUAGAUGCCGCCACACUCAAGUCUCCCUCCUCUAUCCUCUGGCUCCUCUUCCACUUCCUCUGCUGCCUCAUCUCCCUCCUCCUCGGCUUCCGCUUCUCCCGCCUUCUCUCCCUCCUCCUCCUCUCCUCCUCCCCAAACGACGCCGUCCGCCAAACCCUAACCCUCCACUCCCCCGCAAACCUCACCUUCUCCCCCACCAACAGCCGAGUCGUCGUGGGCCGCCACGGCAUCCUCAUCCGCCCCUGGCCCCACCCAGACCCGGCCGAGGUCAUGCGUGCCCACCGGAUAAUCGACUGGGUUCAGGCCGAGCAGAGGGUUCAGUACGGGGUUAGAAACCCUAGGACUGUGAUCGCGAUCACGCCAACGUAUGUAAGGACUUUCCAGGCCCUGCAUUUGAGUGGAGUGAUGCAUUCUUUGAUGAAUUUGGGUUAUUAUGAUGUGGUGUGGAUUGUAGUUGAAGCGGGCGGGACCACCAACGAGACGGCGUCAUUGGUGGCCAAGUCGGGGCUUCGGGUUGUUCAUGUUGGGUUUGAGGAGAGGAUGCCGGGCUCGUGGGAGGGGCGGCUUCGAGUGGAGGAUCAGAUGCGGAUUUGCGCAUUGAGAGUUGUGAGAGACCAGAAGAUGGAUGGAAUUGUGAUGUUUGCGGAUGAUAGUAAUAUGCAUAGUAUGGAGCUCUUUGAUGAGAUCCAAAAGGUGAAAUGGAUUGGUGCUGUUUCGGUUGGCAUUCUUGCUCAUUCGGGCAAUUCAGCUGAAGAGUUGUCAGUAGUUCAAAAGGAGGAGGAUGUGGAGAACUCACCUAUGCCUCUUGUAGGCCCGGCCUGUAAUUCAUCUGACCAAUUAGUCAGUUGGCACACCUUUAAUUCUAUGCCAUAUGUUGGGAAAAGCGCGAAAGAUAUUGGUGACAUGGGAAUUGUGUUGCCCAGGAAGCUGGAGUGGGCUGGGUUUGUGUUGAAUUCCAGGUUGUUCUGGGAUGAAAUUGAAGACAAACCCGAGUUGGGUAAGGAUCUAGACACAGUUUCUGGGACUGGAGACGAAAUUGAGAGUCCAAUAUCUCUGCUGAAAGACCCUUCAGUAGUGGAGCCUCUGGGCAGUUGUGGGCGCCAAGUCUUGCUUUGGUGGCUCCGUGUUGAAGCUCGUUCAGAUAGUAAAUUUCCUUCCAGAUGGAUCAUUGACUCCCCAUUGGAGGUCACCGUCCCAGCAAAACGCACACCAUGGCCAGAUGCUCCUCUUGAACUUCCAUCGCAUGAUACGAUGGAAAGCAUUGAGGAAAACACUGAGAAACAAACUAUGAAAACUCGAGCACAUGCAACGAAACGCAGCUCCAGAAGUAAGAGAAAGCGUGAAGCAAGAGUAGUAGAUACACAGGUCAGGCAUUCUGGGGAAAAGUAAAACCUUGUUACCUAAAAGUACACAGUUAUGUGAAAUAGGGCCCCUUCUGUGCCCCUUUGUCAACAAAUUCAUCUAAAGAUAAAGGAGAUAUUUUUAUGGAGUACAGACAGGAAGGAUUCCGUUACAGUGGGGUAGUUGAUAUGCGCAUCUUGGUCACAUUUCUUCUUCCUGUAGGAUUCUCACUUUGGCGAUAUUUGAUCUCACAGAAACUUAUGUCAAAUGUCAACUGAAUCCUGCUGCGUCCGCUGCUUUCCAGGUUAUUUGUAUUCAAUGUUCCCAGUUUUAUACGUGAUGUUCAGAAUAGAAAGAGAAGAUUUGUUGUGAUGUAAAAUUGUCACAGAAACAACAAUUUGUUGUAAUAUAUGGUCACGGAGUAUUUCACAUUUUCAGCACAAGAAUGGUCUGUUGUAUUUUCUGCAGUGUAUUCCAGUUUGGCAAGUUUGAAACAAGCAAUGGGUUAAAUUUUCACC